ACCGACAGUCGUAAAAAACUAAUAAUCUCGUAAUAGAUUGAUUUUUCUCGCGGACACCUAUUGUUUAUUGUGUCUUCAUUUUGAAGUUAUUACAGCAGCCUCUUAUCACACAGCACCGCCCGGCGCUCGCAGGAAUUCGGCUGAUAUGCGUGGGACCACUGACCACUUACUGUCAUGCGGAAUAUACUUAAAAUACGACGAAAAGACAGAGGAGAAGGUGUGAGGAUGAAUUUCCAAGAUGUACCACUCUCACAUGGAAUGAAAGCAGGACAGGAUGAUUCCAUCUGCAGACAAGGAAAUGACCCUCUUUAAAUCAACGAUCAACACUCAGCAACAACUUAAAGAACGCGGUUGUGCAAUUGCCAAUAGUCAGAUAGCCCCAAAUCACAUUUAUUGCCACAAGCCCCUCGGAAACAAUACCUUCUGAACCGUAAUCCUGUGAAAGUUACAAAAAAGCGGCCCCCGAAGUGCGGCAUCGUAAUUCCCUCGUAACCGAAAAGUGUUACGUUAAUUGCGAGGAUUGUGCAGAAAACCACCGGGCGGCAUGCGUUCUGUCGGCCGGUCAUUCGCCAGUUCGCAUCCCAUUGUUCUCGGCUAAUCAAUUAAUCGUCUCCCGAAUUUGCCCGUUCGUCGACCGAAGUGAUACGGUGCAUAGUCGGGCGUUGCAGUGAAGUUUGAUCCGAUCCGAAUUUCAGCCCGCCAAGUUUGUUCCUCUGUGCCGGCAUUUUUCUCCGUGACUUUAUGAUCGUUCCGCUGAAGUUGGACUCGCUGUUCGCGUCGCUGAUGGCCAUGCUGCAGCCAAGUUGCCGAAGUCGCAACUCCAUGAAUGCUUGGUUCGAGAGCAUCAUUCGAAGAUAUCGACAAACACGAUAUUGCUCGAGGCGGGUUGUUUUCAAACAUGGUGAUUGUAAUGUUGUACAAGGAAAUGUCGCUAAAAGAAGAAGAAAAUAUUUGCAGGACAUAUUCACGACGUUGGUCGACGCACAAUGGCGAUGGACGUUGCUUGUGUUUUCAAUGAACUUCGUAACCAGUUGGUUUGGUUUCGCAGUCAUUUGGUACCUGAUAGCUUAUAGUCAUGGAGAUCUGGAGCCCUCGACGGACACCGGCCCGAUGAAGUGUGUGGUCGGAGUCCAAUCCAUGCUCACCGCUUUCCUCUUCAGUAUAGAAUCUCAACACACCAUAGGUUACGGUACGCGGAGCAUAACGGACGAGUGUCCGGAGGCGAUCAUCGUGCUUUGCGUGCAGAGCAUCAUCGGUGUCAUGAUCCAGGCGUUCAUGGUGGGCAUCGUCUUCGCGAAGCUCUCCCGCCCGAAGAAGCGGACCCAGACGCUCCUGUUCAGCCGAAACGCCGUCAUCAACCAGAGGGACGGCCGCCUCUGUCUCAUGUUCCGCGUCGGGGAUAUGCGCAAGUCCCAUAUCAUCGAAGCCCAUAUUCGGGCCCAGCUCAUCAGUAAAAAGAUAACACGUGAGGGUGAAAUAUUGCCGUUUUACCAGCAAGAAAUGAAAGUCGGCGGUGAUGGCGAGGAGGACCGAAUUUUUUUCAUCUGGCCGACAACAAUCGUGCAUCGAAUCACCGAGGACUCACCACUGUAUCACCUCUCAGCCGCUGACAUGAUCAACGAGAGAUUUGAGAUCAUUGUCAUGCUUGAAGGUGUAAUAGAAUCAACAGGGAUGACGACCCAGGCACGCUCAUCCUAUUUACCGAGCGAAAUUCUAUGGGGCCAUAGAUUCGAGCCCUUAGUUUCCUAUAAGACUGAAACCGGUGAACACGAGGUUGACUACAAUCUCUUCAAUAAUACUUACGAAGUCAACACGCCUCUCUGUAGUUCCAGGGAGCUCGAUCAAAUUCUUCACUCCCAAGCGGUUGCCGAUGUCCAGAAGUGUCCGUCGACGAACGAGAGUGAAUUCACGUGCAGCGAUGGGGACUCCUGUCCGGAGAGCGAGUGCCGCUCCAACACGGACAUGAUCGUCGAACUCAGGCAUCUGGUCCUCGAUCCGAGGGAUGUUCCCGGACCCGAGUCCCAGAUUUGACACCUCCUCAAGACA
Bemisia tabaci is the source of this 2046-nucleotide messenger RNA. Lineage: Eukaryota; Metazoa; Arthropoda; Insecta; Hemiptera; Aleyrodidae. The record is from RefSeq and is a predicted model, not a curated record.